Molecule: messenger RNA, 2106 nt
Organism: Bathycoccus prasinos
Lineage: Eukaryota; Viridiplantae; Chlorophyta; Mamiellophyceae; Mamiellales; Bathycoccaceae
Product: asparaginyl-tRNA synthetase
Exons: 1
Coding region: 1-2106 (701 amino acids)
Biological process (GO): asparaginyl-tRNA aminoacylation
Cellular component (GO): mitochondrion
Molecular function (GO): nucleic acid binding; ATP binding; asparagine-tRNA ligase activity
Source: RefSeq, a predicted model, not a curated record
AUGACGAUGAUUAAAUCAACGACGACGACCACCAGAACAAACACCACCAAUUUAAGCACCACUCGUUCUUCUUCUUCUUCUGCUCCUGGGUGUGUCUCCUCUUCUUCGCGACGGAUGAUGAGAAGCAACAAGGACAAAUGUCAUCAUCAAUCCGCUGUCGUCAGCAGAAGCAGAAGCACUUUAACAACGACGACAACAAGCAGAAACUUUUAUCAUAAUAAUAGCAACACUAAUACUACUCAGCAGAGAAGAAGGAUACCGACGACGAUGGGUGGUGUGUCUCCUCUUCUGUCGUCGUCGUGCUCUUCUUCUUUAACUUCUUCUCACGUGGUGACGAUGACGAUGAUGAGAAGAAGAAGUGUGAAAAAUACGAGAUUAAGUACGACGAGCAGUAGUAGUGCUGCUGGUGAGAACAGUUCGACGACGCAAACAACAACAACGUAUAAAAGAAGAGACCGCCUGGCACAAAUCAAAGCAAACGAUCACGGGAAAUCAAAAGUAGGCAAAACGCUCGAAUUAAAAGGUUGGGUCCGAUCGAAUCGAGCGCAAAAAGACCGAGCGUUUAUCGAUUUAAACGACGGUUCGGACAUGUCCGGGAUGCAAAUGGUCGUCUUGCAAGAACACGUGGACGAAAACGUCUGGCAACUCGUCGCGGGCGCCACGAGCGAAGUUUCGACCGGAGCGUCGAUACGAGUGAAAGGGAAAGUCGUGGAAUCGCCGGGCGGGAAACAAUCGGUGGAAGUUUUGGUGGACGAGUUGGAGAUUAUCGGUAAAGCGGAUCCGGCGACGUACCCGUUGCAAAAGAAGAGACACACGCUGGAAUACUUACGAGGGAUCGCGCAUUUGAGACCGAGAACGAAUACCAUCGCGGCGGUAUCGAGAGUGAGAAAUCAGUUGGCGUUCGCGACGCACCAGUUUUUUCAGCAGAAUGGGUUUUUAUACGUGAACACGCCGAUUAUUACCGCUUCGGAUUGCGAAGGCGCCGGAGAGCAGUUUCAAGUCACGUGUUUGUUGAACGGGUUAGAGGAAGAAGGAUCCGCCGGCGCCGCCGCGUCAGUCGCGCCGCAAGACGUUGAAAAAGUAGAGCAAAAAGUGAAAAGCCAAGGCGAUAUCGUCAAGAAAACGAAAGCGGAUAAAGGAGAGGGCAACGCGACGAAAGAGGACGUCGAUCGAGAGGUAAAGAAAUUGUUGGCGUUAAAAGAAGAACUGACAGAGCUCCAAUCCGGGUCAAAUACGCCGCAAACGUCCGUGAAAGAGCUUCCAAAACUCAAAUCCGGUGGCGUAGAUUACGAACAAGAUUUCUUCGCCAAACGAUCGUAUUUAACCGUCUCUGGCCAGUUGAACGGUGAAAUCAUGGCGAGCGCGGUCAACGACAUUUACACGUUCGGUCCGACGUUUCGAGCGGAAAAUUCCAACACGUCGAGACAUCUCGCGGAGUUUUGGAUGGUGGAACCCGAGUUAGCGUUUGCGGAUUUAAACGACGACAUGGAUUGCGCCGAAGCGUAUUUGAAGCACUGCAUCACGCACGUUUUAAAACACUGCGACGAAGAUUUGCAGUUCUUUGAAAAGAAUAUUUCCAAAGAUAACUUAAGGGAAAGAUUACAGAACGUCGUCGAUCAAGAUUUCGCUCGAAUCACGUACACGGAAGCCGUGGAACACGUCUUAUCGGCGAAGAAAAAAUUUGAGUUCCCGAUCCAGUGGGGGAGCGAUUUACAAUCCGAACACGAACGAUACAUCUCGGAAGAGGUUUAUAAAGACCGACCGGUGAUUGUUCGCGAUUAUCCGAAAGAUAUCAAAGCGUUUUAUAUGCGCGCGAACGAUGACGGUAAAACCGUCGCGGCGAUGGACGUUUUGGUCCCAAAAGUUGGCGAAUUAAUGGGCGGCUCCCAAAGAGAAGAGCGCUUGGACGUUUUGGAGAAGAAAAUCGAGGAAGUCGGUUUAGAGAAAGAAUCGUAUUGGUGGUAUUUGGAGUUGCGAAAGUACGGCUCGGUCCCGCACAGCGGCUUUGGUUUAGGUUUCGAGAGGUUGGUUCAAUACGUCACCGGCGUGGAGAAUAUCAGAGAUGUGAUUGCAUUUCCUCGAUACCCAGGCAGCGCGGACUUCUAA